AGACCCAAACGUAAAAGCCAACCUGAGGCAACUCGCGCACAUGCUUCCAGCACUUGCAAUGGCGCGACAUAGGCAUUAGGACUGCUCUCGCAACCACACGCGAACUUGCUCCCACCCACCCUGGAACGCACGGCGACCUGCCAGCUACGACAUCCACAGGCCUCGUCCCUCUGGCUUGCCACGGUGUAUUGCGAACUGCCUGGCGACCCACGAUACCACCACGCCAACACUUCGCUCGCAGCUGCCCAUCAACGCCAGGCACAUGCCCGCGCUGUAGCCCGCAGGGGAGUCGAGAACCGGUCGCCCCACCAAAACAGCGCCGCCACUACUUACCAAACACUAGCUGCCAAGACAGGACUGCUGUACUCUUCUCUGCCCCCCACCUCUAGCGUUCAACAAUAAAAGCGCUCACCGCCAUGUCCGUCCUGGCCCGCGUUUCCCGCAAUUCUGCGGUGUUGCGGAGUGCGUGCUUCCGCCUAGCUUCCCCGGCGAUUGCUCGGGGGGUAUUCUCAUCGGCCGCGGUUGCCGCCCACAAUGCUUCCGCCUCCGCCGAUCCCGCCGAUGCGUCCGCCGCCGUUGCGGGUGAUUCAACUGCAGGACGCGCACCAGGGGAAGCGGCAUCGAGUGGGAGAGUCACGUCGGCGAGUGUCGAUGGCGAAGAGGUGGCGAAAUUCGAAGCUCUCGCCAGCCAAUGGUGGGACCGCAAGGGCCCGCACGCCCCUCUGCAUGCCAUGUCAGCAGCCCGCGUGUCAUUCGUGCGCGACGCCAUGUGUAGGCACUUCGGUCUGAAUGCAGACUCUGCCCGACCCCUUGAAGGGCUCAGAGUGGUUGACGUGGGGUGUGGUGGGGGGCUGUUGUGUGAGCCGCUGGCUCGCCUGGGAGCUACAGUGACAGGCGUUGACGUGACACGUGUCAACACACAAGUGGCUGCUGCUCAUGCUGCACGAUAUCCUGUGACUCGUGCAAUAUCCUAUAAGUGCAUAUCUGCUGAGGACCUUGCAGCACAGGGGGCCACAUUCGAUGCUGUGCUCUCAUUAGAGGUGAUCGAGCACGUGUCCGACCCUGCAGCUUUCAUUCGCACUCUCACGUCCCUCUGCCGCCCCGCCUCUCCCCCUCCUCCCCAGAAUGCCUCUCCCCAGUCCUCCCCCACUCCACCAUCCACAGCACCGCAACCAUCCUCCCCCUCUGCUCCCUCCUCCCUCCCCUCGGUCGCUUCACCCUCCCCCCCCUCCUUAUCCUCCUCUCAGCCCACCACAUCCCCAUCCCCACACUCCACAUCGCAACUCUCCCCAUCCAUGCACACACCACCAUUCUCACCCUCACCCCCUCCACCAUCCACACCUCUGUCCCCACCUGCAUCCUUCUCUCCUCCCCUCAACCCCGGAGGCGUUCUCUUCCUCUCCACCAUCAACCGCACCGCUCGCUCCUUUGCUCUCGCUAUUGCUGCUGCUGAGUACAUCCUCUCUAUUGUUCCCAAGGGCACGCAUGAUUGGAACAAGUUCAUCACUCCCCUGGAGUUGGCACUCAUGCUGCGACAAGCAAAUUUCCAACUGGCAGAGACACGUGGCAUGGUGUAUGACCCAAUCAGCAACAGAUGGAAUCUCUCGGUUGAUGACGUGGCAGUGAACUACAUCGGCAUGGCCACUCCUGUAGAGUAGAUCACCAUGGCAAGUUAGCAAUACGACAUGGCCCAAUGGUACUUCACAACCGCUGCGCUCGAACUGAUUGAUGGUGUGAUAGGCAGUUAACUACUCUACACAGGCAUCCAAUGUGCCAAAACACUCCCCAGUGUCAACUUAUACAUAUGUUCUAUGUAGAAGUUAUAGGCUAGACUAGGUGCGUGCUUCUAGUGAGUACAACCCAACAGGUAUAUGUUCUAGGUUUCUCUUUCUAGUCAUCA
This is a messenger RNA of Closterium sp. NIES-67, 1900 nucleotides long. Lineage: Eukaryota; Viridiplantae; Streptophyta; Zygnematophyceae; Desmidiales; Closteriaceae. The record is from the annotation of a GenBank genome assembly.